UUGAGAGCAGCUCUUCAGAACUGCAUGGGUGCCACUGGAGUACACGUCUCUUCUCUAAUCGACUCGUGCGCUGUUCAUCAUGAUAAACACCUUUCACACUAGCUACAAUCCUCCGCCGGUGCCUCCACGGGCAGGAUACAGCAAACCCCGGCCAGUGGGCAACACAUCUUUAGUCAAGUUUUUGUCAGUGAUGCUACUGCUGUUAAUGAUACUGACCUUCGGAGGCUUCCUCUACCUGUUCCAGAAACUCAACAUGCUCCAGGGCAGUUAUCGUGAUGAAAUCAGUCUACAGAGACUACAGGAAUGUGCAGACAGCAGCAUGGGAGAAGACUCAUUGACAGAAUGUGGCAAACUGAUGGAAAAAUAUAAAGCUGCCAUGGCAAAGGUUUCACAAGCAAAUGAAAAAUUGUCUAAGUUAACUGGAGGGCCACACUUUCUCGGACCAGCUGCACACAUGACUGCUCUGACCGAGCAUAAAGAUAAGACUUCUGCCUUCUUGAAGACAAGCAGUCUUCUUUGGGACGAGGAGCACUCACUGGUACAGGACGUACGGCUCAGCAACGAACGGGACAAGUUGACCAUUCAAGAUCCCGGAAUCUAUUUCAUUUAUUCCCAGGUCACCUUCUCCAAAAAUUCUCCUUUAUCUUCAUUAAAGCAAUCCAUAAGGAGCACAGUACCCAAGACACGUCAAGGCAAGGAGCUACUCAAGUCUUUUUGCAGUUUGAAACCAAACACAUCAAAUUUGUGUACAGCUUCUCUGGUGGGGGUGUUCCGUCUAGAGAAAGACCAACAGCUCUAUGUUACAGUAACAAACACAUCCUUGGUGAACCGGGACUCCUGCAACUUUGGAUUAUUCAAAUUGCGGUAAAGAACACUCUAGAACUGAAGCGGUCAAGGGGGAGAUGGAUGACACGAGACGGAUUGACUGGAUCAAGGCACUAUAAUUAAACCGUCGUGUUAUACAUCUCAAGGGAAAGACAUUGCACCAUCUCUUCUCCUUGACACCAAACCACAAUCCAAGUUCAGGACAAACAAGGAAUUCAUCAAAACUUCUGAAUAUGGGAACAUCCUUUCGAUUAUAUUAUUCAUUGAAAAUACAACCCGAUAAGAACACCAUGAAUGUUUUCAAUGUAAUAUUAUUUAUUACCUGCAUUUUUUUAUUUUUAUGGUUUGCUCUUCUUUUUAUAAUAACAAUAAUAAUAAUAAUAAAAAUAUUUAUUUUGGAAUAAGCUUGACAAAUAUAAUUGAUGGACGAUUCUUAUUUAUAGUACUUCCUAAGAACAGAAUAGUGUGUAUGUAUAUAUAUAUAUAUAUAUAUAUAAUUUAAGAUGUUAAUAUUAAUAUAUAAUAUACAUUAUGUGGGUUAUAUUUUAGUAUAAGUAACUUUGAAUAAAAGAGCCAACACAUUUUUUCCCUUCACUAUUAUACUAUUCCUCAAGUGCUCCAGUAAUUGUUUAUAUCAUUACUAAUGUUUCCAAGCGGUCAUGAGUUGUGUAAGUGUUUCCUAACAUAGUAGAUUGAGGUUGUCAGAAGCUCUAAACUUAAAGUUUGGAAACUACUGUGUAGGACGCGUCGAACAGAAAGACGCAUAAGCCUACCAGUUCUGUUUUUAACUUCAAUUUGAUAAUACGACCCUGAACUGACUACUGCUGUGCCUAUUUUACAGCAUUCCAUCCUCCUCCAUGGAAACAGUGAGUUUUAGGUGACAAACGUGUGCUCUUUUGAGCCACGCGGAUGCCUCUGCUUACAGGAAGUUG
Molecule: messenger RNA, 1757 nt
Organism: Onychostoma macrolepis
Lineage: Eukaryota; Metazoa; Chordata; Actinopteri; Cypriniformes; Cyprinidae
Gene: cd40lg
Product: CD40 ligand
Exons: 5
Coding region: 80-868 (262 amino acids)
Biological process (GO): immune response
Cellular component (GO): membrane
Molecular function (GO): tumor necrosis factor receptor binding
Source: RefSeq, a predicted model, not a curated record